AUGAUUUCUGCAGAAUUCUCACCAACAUUCUUCCCCUUCAACGCUCACCCAAAACACACAACUGCUCACCAUCAUUACUCUGUUAUAACCUGUAGAAACCCAAACUCAAACCCUAGUCCCAACCACAGUAGAAGCUCUUCUUCAAAUGUCAUACUUACUACCACUUCGAAGCCUGCCCAUUUCCAAUCCUACACUUACAAAGAGACACAUUUCAUGAAAUUGCUCAACAGAUCCUGCAAAGCAGGUAAAUACGACGAGUCACUCUACUUUCUGGAGCUCAUGGUCGGCAAAGGUUAUAAACCUGACGUGAUCCUCUGUACGAAGCUCAUUAAGGGCUUCUUCAACACAAAGCGGGUCGAAAAGGCAGUUAAAGUCAUCCAGAUACUCGAAUCCCAUGGUGAACCAGAUGUUUUCGCCUAUAAUGCAGUAAUCAGCGGGUUUUGUAAGUUGAAUCAAAUCGAUUCAGCCAACAGAGUGCUAGAUCGGAUGAGAAAUCAAGGGUUUUCACCGGACGUGGUUACUUACAAUAUUCUGAUCGGUAGUCUAUGUAGUAGAGGGAAACUUGGAUUUGCUAUGAAGAUGUUGGAUAAGCUACUGGAGGAUAACUGUAAACCUACGGUUAUUACUUACACAAUUUUGAUCGAGGCCACCAUUUUUGACGGUGGGAUUAAUGAAGCGAUGAAGCUUCUAGAUGAGAUGUUGUCUAGACGUCUUCAACCUGAUAUGUACACUUACAAUGCAAUAAUCAGAGGUCUAUGUAGAGAAGGAAUGAUGGAUGAAGCUUUUGAAUUCGUAAGAAGUUUACCAUCAAAAGGAUGUAAACCAGAUGUCAUCUCCUACAACAUUCUACUACGAGCAUUGUUGAAUCAAGGGAAAUGGGGUGAUGCAGAGAGAUUAAUGGAAGAAAUGUUCUCAAGAAACUGUGAGUUAAAUGCUGUUACUUAUAGCAUUUUAAUAACCUCUUUAUGUCGCGAUGGCAAGGUAGAUGAAGCUAUGAAUAUGUUAAAGAUCAUGGUAGAAACUGGGCUUACUCCUGAUGCUUUCACUUUUGACCCUUUGAUUUCUGCUUUUUGUAAAGAAGGCAGACUUGAUGUAGCAAUCGGUUUUCUAGAUUACAUGAUAUCAACAGGAUGUUGGCCGGAUAUAGUAAAUUACAACACAGUGUUAUCAGCUUUGUGUAAAAACGGAAAUGCAGAUGAAGCAAUGCAGAUUUUUGAAAGAUUAGGUGAAACAGGGUGUCCACCUGAUGUAAGCACGUAUAACACAAUGAUAAGUGCUUUAUGGAACAAUAAAGAAAGGGAGAAAGCUUUGAGUAUGGUUUCUGAGAUGAUUAUAAAAGGAAUCAACCCUGAUGAGAUCACAUACAAUGCUCUCAUAUCAUGUUUGUGUAGAGAUGGAAUGGUGGAUGAGGCGAUUGGGUUGUUGGAAAGUAUGAAAAGUAAUGGAUUUAUGCCUAGUGUUAUAACUUAUAAUAUCAUACUUCUUGGAUUGUGUAAAGCUCAUAGAAUGGAUGAUGCUAUUCAUGUGUUGGAAGAAAUGGUGGAAACGGGUUGUCAACCAAAUCAGACAUCUUACAUUUUGUUGGUGGAAGGGGUCGGGUUUUCAGGCAGAAGGGCAGAGGCUAUUGACUUGGGUCAUUCUCUUUUCCAAAUGAAAGUAAUCUCACAAGAAUCAUUUACAAGGUUGAAAAAGACUUUCCCAUUUCUGGAUUCUGAAAACAGAUAUAGCUAA
Molecule: messenger RNA, 1731 nt
Organism: Lactuca virosa
Lineage: Eukaryota; Viridiplantae; Streptophyta; Magnoliopsida; Asterales; Asteraceae
Source: the annotation of a GenBank genome assembly